Messenger RNA from Musa acuminata AAA Group (dessert banana), 435 nucleotides. Its product is annotated as protein WUSCHEL-like. The transcript has a single exon. The record is from RefSeq and is a predicted model, not a curated record. NCBI's taxonomy places the organism in Eukaryota, Viridiplantae, Streptophyta, Magnoliopsida, Zingiberales, Musaceae. Bases 1 to 435 code for a protein of 144 amino acids. Gene Ontology annotation, molecular function: DNA binding; DNA-binding transcription factor activity. Gene Ontology annotation, biological process: plant organ development.
AUGGAACCACAACAUUAUCAACAGCAGCAGCAGCAGCAGCAGUUGCUGCAGGAGGAUGGCAACAUCGGCAGCUGUUCGAGUGGGGGUGGAGGGAGCAAAGCCAGCUUUCUCUGCCGGCAGUCCAGUACGAGGUGGAUCCCUACAAGCGAUCAGAUCAGGAUACUGAGGGACCUCUACUACAACAAUGGCCUACGGUCCCCGAACGCGGAGCAGAUCCAGAGGAUCUCAGCCAGGCUCCGGCAGUACGGCAAGAUCGAAGGGAAGAACGUCUUUUACUGGUUCCAGAACCACAAGGCCCGGGAGAGACAGAAGAAGAGGCUCACCGUGGACAUCACCGCAACCACCACCAGCAGCAGCAACAAGAGUUCCGCUGUCGUCUCUCCUGGUACCGUAAACAAAAGAACAUUCUUUUCCUUCACGUUCGGGCUUUCUUGA